This is a messenger RNA of Seriola aureovittata, 7295 nucleotides long. It is a transcript of the gene kcna2b, whose product is annotated as potassium voltage-gated channel, shaker-related subfamily, member 2b. Gene Ontology annotation, cellular component: dendrite; juxtaparanode region of axon; voltage-gated potassium channel complex. The record is from RefSeq and is a predicted model, not a curated record. The transcript has 2 exons. Bases 1463 to 2965 code for a protein of 500 amino acids. Gene Ontology annotation, biological process: protein homooligomerization; potassium ion transmembrane transport. Lineage: Eukaryota; Metazoa; Chordata; Actinopteri; Carangiformes; Carangidae. Gene Ontology annotation, molecular function: protein binding; delayed rectifier potassium channel activity.
GGCAGCGCAAAGGGACGGGGCGAGGCGCGCAAAGAAGCUCUUAGUAUGCGCUGCGAUGCCCAACUGCAGCCCACGCAUCUGUACUACGGUGAAUUAUGGUGAAAUAUGAGAGACGUGGGAAGAGCCGGCAGCUCAGAAACAGUUGGUCGUGAUGAGAUGACACAGCCGCUGGAUAGAUUAGUCAAAUGAGGGAAGAGGGACAGAUAUGAAGGAAUGGACUCACGACCUCAAGGCACCUUUUAAGAGGAGACAAACUGGAUAAAAAAUACAUGCGUCUGCACACCAAGAGAAUCAGGGUGAAUUCCUGCAUGCCAUUAUCUGAAAUAAUGCUAUAGUCAGACAGAUAAUGCUAUGCUGCUUUGUUUAGUGCAUGGAAGUCUGUUGUGGCUGUCCGCGAUCCACUCAGGAGAGGGCUGUAAAUGGCUUGAGCAUGUCUGGCACCUGCCACUCCAAACUAACUCACCCGCGCUUGCCAAUCAACUACAACACUUGCCAUUUAACGUUAUAUCCCAGUGCAUGAACUUGGCUGCUCUGUCUGAAAUUUAUUGACAACAACAGUUGUCCACCUAUUACAAACGCCAUCAGAGGACUGCGUUAUUCCAUGGAAUGGGUUGUGAACAUAAGCCUCCAUUUGUUACUAAUGUGCAUCAUUGGUGUGUUCAUAUGGAUAUUCCCCAUCAGAAAAAAGAUGGUGGAAUUACGCGGAGAUAAAUUAGGAAAUAACGUUUGCGCCGAGAUGCAGAAACCUUCGGGCGGAAUACGGACCUGUUUGGGGAUCAAACAGGUGAUUUCGCCUUAGACGAAAUCCGCCGAAGCGACGCAUGGGUGCUUCCGAGUAGAAAUACUGACAGCAUCGCCGCCUCCCGCAACCUCCUUUCCUCCUUAAGUCUCCGCAGAUUUCAGACUAGAGGAUUACCUUUGCUGCUGUGUGACAGGCGGUGGCAUAUUGUUCUGAAGUGGUGGAGGGGGCUGGGAGGGAGGGGGGCGUCAAAUGUUGCUGAUGCCAGCUUUUUAAGAUUUGUUUAACAAAAAUCCCUGUUCCACCACCACCAGCAGCAGCAGCAGCAGCAGCAACAGCUUCAACCUGUAGCCAUAGCUGCAUCACAACAUGUAUCUGCUGGUGACUGAGGCAAGGGAGGUAACUCCUGCAUCCUCACGCCUUGUCCCCUCUCUCACUCCCACUGCUGCGUUGCUGCAGAGCCGGAGCUUCUGGUGAUAUAUGGCUGACAGAAAGGAGCUGCUUUGACCGUGGAGGGACUGACUUUGGACCGGACACACCUGCUUCGCCCAGUUUACACAUUCCCACUAUAGAAGACAGACUGUAAACGCGCCUCAUAAGUGCCAGUGACAAUAGCUCCUCACUGCCUGCACCUGAACCCACGAGUGUGGGGAGUCUUUAUCCUCCCUUGGCCCUACGUGGCCCCACCCUCUCUGAAAGCUGCAGGUCCCAUCUCCCUCCAGCAUGACGGUUGCUACCAGCGACCCUGCAGACGAAGCAGCAGCACAUCCGGGUCAGCCUCACGACCAGUAUGACCCAGAUCCGGAUCAUGAGUGCUGCGAGAGGGUGGUCAUCAACAUCUCAGGCUUGCGCUUUGAGACGCAGCUCAAGACUCUCUCCCAGUUUCCAGAGACACUACUGGGUGAUCCCAAAAAAAGGAUGAGGUAUUUUGAUCCCCUCCGGAACGAGUACUUCUUUGACCGGAAUCGCCCGAGUUUUGAUGCCAUUCUGUAUUACUACCAAUCAGGAGGAAGGCUGCGCCGGCCUGUUAAUGUAACCCUGGAUAUUUUUUCUGAGGAGAUCCGGUUUUAUGAAUUAGGUGAGGAGGCUAUGGAAAUCUUCAGGGAGGAUGAAGGCUUCAUAAAGGAAGAGGAGCGGCCUCUGCCAGAGAAUGAAUUUCAGAGACAAGUUUGGCUGCUGUUUGAGUAUCCGGAGAGCUCAGGUCCCGCUCGCAUCAUCGCCAUCAUCUCUGUCAUGGUGAUCCUUAUCUCUAUUGUCAGCUUCUGUCUAGAGACACUGCCAGUUUUCCGAAAUGAAGACGAGGAGAUGUAUAAAUAUUCGUCCCAGUCUAUGUACAACACCACCUCUACCUCUGACGGCUCGACAUAUUUUACGGAUCCCUUCUUCAUCGUGGAGACCCUCUGUAUUAUCUGGUUCUCUUUUGAGUUCCUGGUUAGGUUCUUUGCCUGUCCCAGUAAAGCUGGAUUUUUUGGCAACAUCAUGAAUAUCAUUGAUAUUGUGGCAAUCAUCCCCUACUUCAUCACGCUGGGCACAGAGCUAGCAGAGAGGCCAGAGGACAGCCAGGCAGGCCAGCAGGCUAUGUCUUUGGCUAUUCUCCGUGUCAUUCGUCUAGUCAGGGUGUUUCGUAUAUUCAAACUCUCACGUCAUUCCAAGGGGCUCCAGAUCUUGGGGCAGACUCUGAAGGCCAGCAUGCGUGAGCUGGGCCUCCUCAUCUUCUUCCUGUUUAUCGGUGUGAUCCUCUUCUCCAGUGCCGUCUACUUCGCAGAAGCAGACGAGCCACAUUCCCAGUUCAGCAGCAUCCCUGAGGCCUUUUGGUGGGCAGUGGUUUCCAUGACCACCGUAGGCUACGGAGACAUGGUCCCGACGACCAUUGGAGGAAAGAUUGUGGGGUCUCUGUGCGCGAUCGCUGGUGUGCUGACUAUUGCCCUGCCUGUUCCUGUCAUCGUAUCAAACUUCAACUACUUCUACCACAGAGAGACGGAGGGCGAGGAGCAGGCGCAGUAUCUGAAUAUCCCAAGUGUGCCUAAAGCCAGCUCAGCUGAUGACCUGAAGAAGAGUGGUCGGAGCGGCAGCGGAUCCACUCUCAGUAAAUCUGACUAUGUGGAGAUCCAGGAGGCUGUGAACCACAGCACUGAGGACUUCAGACCAGAGGGCAUGAAAACAGGAAACUGCACCCUGGCCAACACUAACUAUGUAAAUAUCACUAAGAUGCGCACAGAUGUAUAAUGCGAGCUACUGUAGAUGGUUAACUUCAGCUGGGGUCUGCAGGGACUGUUACAGUGAAUGAAGGCGUGACUCCCUGUAUUGACCAACGUAUGGCGCCCGGUAUGGGAGUCCAGAGGCAGAUGAGUGAGAUCAACGUGGAGAAAAGGUCAGUCGACAGGACCACAUAUUCUCCCACAUCCUACGGACCUAUCAUUGCAUAUCAUAGAACUGCCCCCUGUCUUAUUUAGGACGUUGUCAGUGUCUGCAUGGAGUUAGUCUUACUUAUGUGACAGUAGUCGUCCUGCUCGCAACAGUAGCCAAAUAGUAGCCUAACCAGUAAUAAUCAAUAUUAACAGUGUAAAGGGACCACAAGUUUCUACCUUCUUGCUCAAGCUGCCGUCGGGAGAAGAUGCACGAUGACAACAACUUCAAUCAGCGUAACCUUAAUUUUUCAGUGUAACUUCACGUAUGAACGAUUGAAAACAGGGCACAAUAUCAGCAUUCAUGAGCUACUUUAACCUGCUGCUCUAACUGCCAAGGUCCUGAGAAACAAAAUCACCAAGAUCACAGCUGUUCUGUCAGGUGGGGGGUGGGGGGGGGGGGUCUUUUCUUGCUUUUUCUGUGAGAGAGAAAGCUGGAGUGCACUAGCUUUACUCCCUCGGCCCUCACUAGAUAUUGUCUAGUGCAAGCUAGUGGCCUAUGUAGAGACCUACAGAUAAUGACAAUGCUGUUCUGUAAUUCUGGACCACAAUAGCAAAGCACCUCCUUUGUCCUGCCAUAUUUCCUUCUCUGGUGAAGCUCAAGUGGAUUUAUCAUAUGUAAACAGUCUCCAAGACUCUGCCUUUUUUCCAGCCAAAGCAGGCUAACAGGUGGACAGAAGAAAUGUCUCUCCAAACAAAGUGAAUGUCUUAUUUAUUGUUGUGUGUUCAUUUGACUUGUUGUAAUGUAUGAUUUUUUAUUUUUUUUUUUAGUAAUGAUGAUGAAUGUGUGCUUCUUACAUAUAUUUUUUAUGGUUAAUGUGGAAAGAAAGACUGUGAACAUUUUCUCUGUAGUGUUCUGAGUGAGUGCCUAUUCCUCCAUCCUCUUAACUAUACCUUCAAGUGUCUCUUUAGCUGUCAUCUGCUCCACUGUAACAGUGAGUACUGUUUCGUUUGACCCCACUGCCCAGCAUAAAUGUUGCUGUUUUUGACUUCAUAGCAUUCCAUGUUUGUAGAAAUACAUCAAAUGAGAUUAAGUGAGAGAUUUAGUAACAAAACCUGGGUGAGAUUUUCGUUUGUUGUUUUUGUCAGGUGCUAAUUUCAGCACAGUUUAACAUUUACUGCAGCAAAGCGAACUAGUUUGAUGUACAAUCCAUUAAGGCUUUUGUUAACCCUAAAAGUUUUAAAUGACCAAACACCCCAAAUUAAAGAAAGACCUCGAUGAUCGACUAAAAUAAAUCUCUGAGAUCUUUAAAGUCCAUCUGUUUUCAUACCAGCAAUGCCAACUACUCUAAGCUUGCAUAUGAUAUCCAGAAGUUCAUUAGCAAUACUAAAAUUGAUUGAUCUUACCUAAUCAAAUUGAUAAAUCAUUUUUAUCCUCUCAUGCUCUCCAGACCAUAUAUUUCUCCCUUUCAAUACAUCAAAAUUAGUAAACUUUGCCUGCCUCUGGAACAAGUUAGAAACAACGAAAAUGUUUCUUUCAGUGAUUUUACUGUUAGAUUUUACAGUGGUUAUGUGUUGCUAUUUCAAUUAUCAGGUAACCAAAGAAGAAUGUGCUGCCACCUGGAACAUUAUCAUAUUUCUUGAAUUAGAUUUAUUUUGUCUCAGAACUUCUUUUUUUUUUACCCAUGUAGAUUCAAGAGUCAUUCCAUUGGUGCAUUUUGCCCACAUAAUGCAGGACCUAGAGUAUGUGUCCUUUAUUAGAUGUUAUUCUGCUACUGUAGAGCUGCAUGUUCUCUGAAGUGUUCACUGUAGCAUGCAUUAGUAUGGAUAAUACUCAAAAGGCAAAUUUACUUCAAUAUAUUCCUAUAUUUCUAGAGAUGCUGGCGCUAUGUGCAAUAUAUGAAAGACAAGUGUCUUGGUUUAAGAAGUGUGAGCGAUGCUUUGCAUAUGCAUCAUUUUUGCCAUUUGCUAUUUAAAAUAUUGUUAAAUCCAAGUGAAGUGAAAGAGAGCGAGAGCGACAGGAAGAGAGAGAGAGAGAGAGCUGUGUUUCCAUGAGAAGAUUCGUUAACUUUCUCUGUGUGGAGGAUCGAGAAAAUGACAGCAGGUUAAACAUGAGAGGAAAGAGGGGAGGUUUGAUUGGUUUAAAAAAAUACAGCAAGGUGACAUGAGAGUCCACAACGGGGGACUUCUAAACCUACAGAACACUCCACAGUUCAGACAUUAACUAAUGCGCCGCUCCCCUCAGCUUUAUUGUCUUUAUAGACUGUCGCAAGUCACAACCCAGUAACUGUAUCUCAAAGUGAAAGCACAACAACAGCUACUAUCUGCCUCUAGCCCGGUGGAUGCAGACAGAUCCAAAACAGUUGGUUAGUCCGACUUUUUACUCAGCCAAGUGUAUCAUAAUGCUCCGAGGGACUGUCGGAGUGCCCCCUAUCUCUGACAUAUAGAUCCAUCAUGCUCAGUGUGUUGUGUUGUCUGUGCAUGUGUGUGUGUGUGUGUGUGUGUUUGUGUGUGAGUGAGAGAUAGAGAGAGAGAGAGAGCGAGAGAAAGAGAGUGAGAGAGAGACAAAGCGACUGUGAGAGAAAUAGAGAGCUUUUUAGAUACAAGCUGAGCGUGUAGCUUUUAGAGACAAUAUGGUAGCAGUUAUCUAAAACACUGCUCUUCUUGACUCCAGGCCAGAGCGACUGUGGUGCUCUGUAUAUUCUAUUCCAUCUUAGCACACUGUUUACAGACUGUGUAUAUACUGAACACAUGCAUGUGGGUAUAUAAUACACAUAAAACUGAAAGGAAUGUCUUGCAGUAGAGAUGAGAUCUAGGAGCAUGUGAUUGAUAGAUUGAGAUAAGCUGCAGUAUCAGCAAGAGCUGAUACUGGGAAUUGAGGAGAGGAGAGAUUGGGAAGGAAAAUAUUAUAAUGAACGUAAGAUCAACACUGCCCACACCCUGUGCUUUUUACUCUGAUAUAUACUUGUAUUUCUCUACACUGUACUGGAACACCUAUGUGACUUUAUGUGACCUAUAAGCUUCGUCUGGACUGCCGUCUCUUCCACUCUUGUUACCAAGUGCGCAAUUGAAGUGACACUCGUCAAGACGGAGACACUCUCGUGGAAACCAACAAGACGGCACAUCCGGAUCUGAACCAAGGAAAACACAUCUUUGCUCUUCUUCUUCUUCUUCUUCUUACUUCACAACACAAACAAAAGGACACUUGACACACACACACACACACAUGCCGGACAUUUGAAUACAUACAGCCAGUGCACACACGUGUUUGUGGUGACGUCUGCUGUCAGGUCGGACGCACAGCUGUGGUUUUAUUCAACUUCGAGGACAUAAACUGAAUGGACUUAAACCCACUGCUGGUGGUGAACACACAUAGCCAUGUAAACAAUGUAUCUAACAGUUACAGCUGCUUUCAAUGAUGUCUUAAAAAUGCCUAAAGCUUCAGCUUUAAAAUGAGCUUCUGCCAUGUACAGAUUCCUGUGUAGCAGGGAAUCAAAGUGUAUGCUUGCUGAACUAAUCCAAGAAACUAAAGUUGUAUAGUAAGUGAAUUAUCUCCUAUGUUUAGUAUGCUCUAGGGACAAAGGAUGGAAGUAUAUUAACAACAAUCAAAAAGGAAAUAUGAUUUCAGUGAUAACUUCAAUUCAUUUGUGUCAUCAGACAUUGUGCAAUUGAUCUUUUUGUUUGUUUUGUUUUCACAAUGUUUUUGUAUUUGAAUGGGUUGAGGUUUAACUGAAAUACAGAUGCAGGCCGUGGUCAAAUAGAUUCUUUCUGCACUGUCCUAAUACAUAUUUACCCCCAGCCAACAACUCCCACUUUCUUCUACUUCCUCUGCCUUCUUCAACUAUUCGCCGGUCAGAAAUGUGUUUGAUUGAGAUUCAGAUAAUCCUCAGCUCCUUCACUCUAUUAUCUUCUUGUGGUGGAUUCUGCUCAGCUCUCUGUAUAAAACCUGAUUUGUUUAUUUCUUUUUCUACCAUUGUAAGGAAAAGACUGAUCCAAGAUGCAAACUGUCCACUGAUACACACAAAGGAAAUAUGGAUCUGGACGCUUGCCAUGCCCUUCACAAGGGCAUACGAUGAAUAUAAACUGAUUAAAAGAAAAUAUCUAGAAAGAGAUACUUUCAUCAUUCAAAAUAACUGUAAAUCAAAACUAUUAUGAAUACUAAUAAUGGUCUCAUGAUUAUAUCAAUAAUAACAUCUUUACAAUAACCUCAA